AACUACAAAAAUGAAGUCCUUCCAAUUCAUUGCUGUUGCUCCAGCUAUCUUAGCCCUUGUUACUGCUGCCGAUAAUCCUUAUGCUACUUAUCCUAGUGUUGCCAAAACCGCUACCAUUAACGGGUUUGCUGACAAAAUCUAUGAUCAAUUAGCUCCAUGUGCCAGAGAAUGUGUCAAGCAAGAUACUGGUAGUACUCCAUGUCCUUACUGGGAUACUGGUUGUUUAUGUGUUAUGCCACAAUUUGCCGGACCAAUUGCUGACUGUAUUGCUAAGAACUGUAAGGGUUCUGAUGUUGCUGGUGCCACUGAAUUAGCUACUUCUCUUUGUUCUUCUGCUGGUGUUUGGGAACCAUAUUGGAUGGUUCCAGAAUCUGGAAAAGCUGCUUUGUCUAGUGCUGCAAAUGUUGCUGACACUCCUGCUACUACCACUAAGGAAGAAGAAGCUUCAACUGAAGCACCAGCUAAAACUAGUGAAGAACAAGCUCCACAAACUACUGAAGAGCAAGCUCCACAAACCACUGAACAAGCUGAACAAACCACUGAAGCUGAAAAGCCAGAAGCUGAACAAACCACUGAAGCUGAAAAGCCAGAAUCUGAACAAACCACCGAAGCUCCAAAGCCUGAAGCUGAAGGUACUACUGAAGCUGAAGGAGCUUCUGAAAAGACCGUUGAAACCGCUGAAGCUUCAAGCUCCAAGAGUGAAGAUUCUCAAGAAUCUGCUGCUCCAACUGUUUCUCCUGAACUUAAUGGUGCAAACAAUCAACUUCCAGGAUUAGUUGGCUCUUUAGGUGUCGUCGGUCUCAUGGCUGUGAUUUUUUAAAUGAAUUAGAUAUUCUCUAUUAGGAUUUUAGUUUUGUGUUUCAUUUCUUCUUAAAUUUUUGUUAAAUUUUCGCAAUUUUCUUACUUUAACAAUAAAAACAAUUAGUAUUAGACUUCAAUGU
Messenger RNA from Spathaspora passalidarum NRRL Y-27907, 941 nucleotides. RefSeq names its product CFEM domain-containing protein. The transcript has a single exon. The coding region runs from base 11 to 820 and encodes 269 amino acids. The record is from RefSeq and is a predicted model, not a curated record. Lineage: Eukaryota; Fungi; Ascomycota; Pichiomycetes; Serinales; Debaryomycetaceae.